Molecule: messenger RNA, 4423 nt
Organism: Myodes glareolus (Bank vole)
Lineage: Eukaryota; Metazoa; Chordata; Mammalia; Rodentia; Cricetidae
Source: RefSeq, a predicted model, not a curated record
CUAUUCUCUGGAGCAAGGUCAGGGUUUUCACUCCUUUCCAUCUCUACAAAUGAUGGCCGAAGCUCCUAACAUGGCGGUGAUGACUGACCAACAGAUGCCAGCAGAAGCUCCUGCCCAAGAACCUGAACCUGUACCAGAGGCUCCAAAGAGAAGAAAAAGAAAAACCAGAGCAUCAGAACCCCAGGACCCCGUGGAACCCAAAAAACGUGCUGAAUCAAAAAAAUCUGGCAAGUCCACAAAGUCAAAAGAGAAGCAAGAGAAGAUUACGGACACGUUUAAAGUGAAGAGGAAAGUGGACCGCUUCAACGGGGUUUCCGAAGCUGAGCUGCUGACCAAGACGCUGCCCGACAUCUUGACCUUCAAUCUGGACAUUGUGAUCAUCGGCAUUAACCCGGGACUGAUGGCUGCUUACAAAGGGCACCAUUACCCUGGACCUGGGAAUCACUUCUGGAAGUGUCUGUUCAUGUCAGGACUGAGUGAGGUUCAGCUGAACCACAUGGAUGACCACACCUUACCCGGGAAGUAUGGCAUCGGGUUCACCAACAUGGUGGAGAGGACGACGCCAGGCAGCAAGGAUCUGUCCAGUAAGGAAUUCCGGGAAGGAGGACGAAUCCUAGUGCAGAAACUGCAGAAAUACCAGCCACGAAUAGCGGUGUUUAAUGGAAAAUGUAUUUAUGAAAUUUUCAGUAAGGAAGUUUUUGGAGUAAAGGUCAAGAACUUGGAAUUUGGGCUUCAGCCCCACAAGAUCCCAGACACAGAAACCCUCUGCUACGUCAUGCCGUCUUCCAGUGCCAGGUGUGCUCAGUUUCCUCGCGCCCAGGACAAGGUUCAUUACUACAUUAAGCUGAAGGACUUAAGAGACCAGCUGAAAGGCAUUGAGCGGAACACGGACAUUCAGGAGGUGCAAUACACGUUUGACCUACAGCUCGCACAAGAGGAUGCGAAGAAGAUGGCUGUUAAGGAAGAGAAGUAUGAUCCGGGCUACGAAGCCGCGUACGGCAGUGCAUACAGUGGAAACCCGUGUGAUAGUGAACCCUGCAGCCUUCCUUCCAAUGGGCUAACAGCCAACAGUGCAGAGCUGAGAGGAGAAGCAGCUCCCAGCGACAUUCCAAAUGGGCAGUGGAUGACGCAGCCGUUCACAGACCAGACCCCGUUGUUUAACAACUGUGGGACACAAGAGCAGGAAGGAAGCCAUGCUUGAUGGCGGUGUUUCUCAGCUCUGCCCCGGUGCUGCAGUUUUAAUGCAGUUGGCAGGACCUAGAGCCUCGGUCUCCUGAAGACUUAGUUGGAAUAGUUCCUUAUGCUAGGGUGUAAUUAUAUAUGGAGCAGUUGUAUGUACGGUAGAGUCAACUGUAUGAGCCUAUGUAGUUUGGAAGGAAAAAAUGGGCUGUUUUGUACCUGAGUUUUGUAUUUGAAUUACCCAUCAUUCCAGCUUUUUAUAUACUAUAUUUCAUUUAUGAAGAAACGGGUUUUCUUUGGGAAAUCAGUUUGGUGUAAUUUUAAAAUGCAACAGUCUGAAUAUUUAUAGCUGAUUCUUGACUGUGCAUACCUAAAUAUGCCCUGAUCCCUUUAAAGCCUCAGAAGGGCAUGCUAGUAAGAAUCAGAGUAGGAAAAGGCAGCUAACCCACUCCCAGUGGGGUCUGGUUAGUUUCGGGAGCUGGGGCUGUAGUCACACUCUCCAAAUGAUGUGUAUGGCAGUUGCUUAGUAUUAGAAACAGAGUGUAGCCUGGCCUUGGGGCCUGAGCCCUGCCUUUGGCCUCUCACUCCUGGGUGUUGGUCCUCUCAGAGGCAGAAACUGUUUGCUGAGCUGAUAGGUUCCUGAGAAUGCAGUAGACUUUUACAGUUUGCCAAUUGUGUAUUUGCUGAAUUUCCCCAUCAGUGUUUAUCACUCUUCUGAUUUUAUCCGUGAUGUGGAAAGUGAUAAGAAAUGAACUUUCAGGGUGAGCCACACGGUGCUGGAGGAUAAUUCUUUUUAAACUGGUGCUAUGUGUACAUGGGAUGUACUAAGAUUUUAGUCAAUAAUUUAAAAAUUACUGUCACUGUUUGUUACUGUGGACUAAGUGAACCUCAUGAAAAGGUUGACUUCCAACUUGUUUCCUUUUGUAACUGUUUAUCACCACCUCUGCUUUAGCCCAGAGCUCGUCUUCUCCCAUAACUCUGGGCCGUAAUCUGUGGAGUUCUGUCCUCUGUGGGCUGCUGUGCGUUUUCCAUGGUGCUACAAAUCGUCCAGCCCAUUCGGCUGGUGGAUCUAAAACUGCGUAUUCAGAAAUGCCUCUUGCAUUCACCCUGAUGGCUCAUGACUAUUCUGACUUGAUGCGUACAUACCUGAGGAGCACGCUGGUUUGCGGUAUGAAAUGUCCGUGAGCUUUUUAUUAUAUUCCACAGUCCGUCCUAUAAAUAAGGGAAGAAUCAUAACAUGCCUUGUAGCUGUUGCAAUGAUGGGUUUUAUUUUUUCUUAAGUCUAGGUCAAGCUGUGUACGAGUCAUUAUUUAUUUUUUUUCACAAAUAAAAAUUUUAUUUAUGACAAUCAUAAGCAUUCCACAGCUCAGAAUCGUCCCAGGACAGAGCAGAGAACUCAAGGCUCUGUCAGCUGCUCCAGUCCAGGGUCCAGUGUGUGGUGCCCCUUCUGCCCUUUGGCUCUUACUUAACAAGUAGGAGGAGCCAAGGAAUUCUGGCUUAAAAAUAUGAGUGCCAGUUGGCAGUUACAUGAAAUGAUCUGAACAAGGCAAUAGUGAUCCAUAACCAAAUCAGUAAGGUGGUUAGGUUUUUCCGGACAGUGAACGCAGGGAUGGCCUCUCCAGCUUCUCCUUUCCUGUGAGCCGUAUCUCACUCAUACUCUCAGGCCAGGCUUCUGCUGUGGCUUGCUGCAUGAGGGAACCGCUCUGUCCAGGAAAGGACGCAGGUUGUCUCUCAGAACUAGCAGGACCUAGACAUGGGAAACCUAGGCAAGAACCCCAAGGACAGGUCUCAAAAAAAAAAAAAAAAAAAGCAGAGUUGGACAGGACAGUCGGUGAAAGCCACUUAGUUCUGAGCUUUAGGGCGAGACUGUAUUUUCAGAGCCAUAGCGCACAGAGAACAGAGACUCCAAACUGGGACUGAAGUUUCGGGAGGAGCCGAGCUUUUGACUGUAGAGGAGGAGGUGAUGAACACAUCCACAAAAGGAAAGAAGUCGGAGUCAAGGCAUCGGCAGGAUCGCUGGGCUGCUUCCAGAACCUUUGCUUUCCUCUCCUGGCGUUCUUGCUCAUGUUUCUUGCGUUGUUCUUCCCUGGUGUGGAGAGGGCUGUUUGUAAGGUCUCCCGUGGACGCUAACUCUGCUCGCACACUCCUUCAGAGAAGUAUUUUCUCAAGAUUGCCCCAAGGUUUCAGCUUUCCCGGUGUGGCCUGUAGCUGAGGGGACGAGACAGGCCUGCCUGGAGGUCAAAAGCCGGUUUCCUCUCUGUGGUCUUUAACUUAGGGGUCCUGAAUACAGCCUGGCCUUUUGAAGCACUCCCCGGUAGGGUCACACGUGGAGACUUUGUAGUUCUGAGGUCUUGCUUUUCCUGCUUUUCUUGAUUCUAUAAUAUAGUAGGGUGACUUUUCUCAGAAUGAUCCUGGAAGUUAGGGACUCCAUGGACUGUCAUGUGCCUCUUUCUUGCUUUGGUGACAUAACUGGUUCCCUUCAGCUUGCCCCUCACAGUUAAUCUGUAUCUCUGUCUUUGCACAGGAGACUGCAGAAGACUGAUUCUCACACUGAGUUUUACUUUUUUUCCCCCCUUGUUUCUGGAUUCAGGUGGACUUUCAAGGCUCUUGUCUGCCCGCAGGUUAACCCGGAGGCCCAGCCUUUUGGCUUAAAUUUGCAGGUCACUGUACUUGAAGGAGUCCAGCUCCUCUGCAGAGGGGAUGGUCAUCACAUUCUGCAGUCCCGGCGACACCCAGAAAAGCAGCCAGACAACUCAAACAGCACCGUUCAAAACUGGCAGCUGAGUCAUGUGAUGCAAAGAUGUUCUGCCUGCUGUUUACAUGGACACUUUGUGCGGGUGCUCUGAAGUGCCUUGCGUCAGGGAUUAGGAUCAGCUGAGUCACUGUUUUCAGGGGACUAAAGCAUGGAACUGUGUAUUGCUUCGGUAAUAACUGUUGCAGCUUCCUUGAGUAGAGAAGUACCUUUAAAUUAUGACUGGAGAAUGGGUGAGGGAUGAGGAGUGAAUGCUGAUGUCUCCUGCACAUGACAGCAUGUGAUUUUUUUCGCUGAGACUUUAAAUUCACAUGAAGUCUUCAUGGUUUGAGAAUAAAUGUUAAGAACAGCCAAACUUAAGGUGCAGACUUUUCUAUAGCAAGACUGAAUGGUGUUCUUCCUUGCUUUAGACCUGAAGACAGUUUUCUUUCUAUUGUAUAGUAGAGUAAUGCAUGAGAAAAAUCAUAAAAACUUGAAUAUUUUAUUUGUACA